GCACAAUGUAGGUGGAAGGAUUAGUUGCGGAAUUCGUGCUUACUGCGGUGAGAAUCUAAAAUAAGUCUUUUAUAUAGGUUAGGUACAUACAGUAGUACUUAACUACGGCCGUAUGUACAACUGGCAAAUAUUCAUGGCGCGAAAUGGCAUCAUCGAACAUGUCGCCCAAACUUUGAUAUCCCCUAGAUCAUCAUAUCGCCAUCGAUCACGGCAUACCGAGUCCGGUUCUGAUCGCCAAAUGAUCGCUGGUGGCUUUGCUCUACUAUUAUUGCAUAGUAUCGUUAUUUCAUAUUUCAUUAUUUAAACAGAAUAUGGUGCAAGGUGACGUGUUCCAUCUCCUGAAUAGUAUGGGGGCCGGUCCCCUUGCUGUAGGUGCAUGUGGAGUUCCGGCAUAAUAAGCGUUUCAAGGUUCCAUAGUAUAUAUCAUAUUUAC
Aspergillus wentii DTO 134E9 is the source of this 433-nucleotide messenger RNA. RefSeq lists its product as uncharacterized. The record is from RefSeq and is a predicted model, not a curated record. The transcript has 2 exons. NCBI's taxonomy places the organism in Eukaryota, Fungi, Ascomycota, Eurotiomycetes, Eurotiales, Aspergillaceae. The coding region runs from base 134 to 304 and encodes 56 amino acids.